This is a messenger RNA of Penicillium riverlandense, 852 nucleotides long. RefSeq names its product putative formin binding protein. Gene Ontology annotation, biological process: mRNA splicing, via spliceosome. The transcript is spliced from 2 exons. Gene Ontology annotation, molecular function: zinc ion binding; RNA binding. NCBI's taxonomy places the organism in Eukaryota, Fungi, Ascomycota, Eurotiomycetes, Eurotiales, Aspergillaceae. The coding region runs from base 1 to 852 and encodes 283 amino acids. Gene Ontology annotation, cellular component: precatalytic spliceosome. The record is from RefSeq and is a predicted model, not a curated record.
AUGGCCGAAUACUGGAAGUCCGCACCCCGGCACUGGUGCAAGCAGUGCAAGAUCUUCAUCCGCGACACGCCCUUCGAAAAGACGCAGCACGAAGCAAGCGGCAAGCACCAAUCCGCCCUCAAGCGCUUCCUCCGCGAAAUUCACAAGGACAAUGAAAUCAAGACGCGCGAGUCGCAGCGCGCGAAAAGCGAGGUCGAGCGACUGCGCCAGUCCGUUGCCGGGAGUGGCGGUGACUCCAAGGCUGGUGCGCCGUCGCGGAGCGCAGUUCCAACACCCCCAACAGCGCGGAAACAGCCCGAUCGACCCGUCAGCAUAGAAGAGAGGAAGAAACAGAUGGCGCAGCUGGCUGAUAUGGGGAUUGCCGUUCCGCAGGAAUACAGGGCUGAUAUGGCCGUGGCGGGCGACUGGCAGACCAUGUCCGAGACCAAGAUCGAUGACGAGUCGGCCAAGUUGUCGGUCGGCGUGCGUAAGCGCAAGCUGGAGGGGCAGGAGGAAGAGGAAGAGGACGAGCAUGCACCAGAACCGUUUGUGAGCAAGGGCUGGGGCUCGCGGAUGAGAGUGUACCCCGGUGCCCAGGAGGAAAGGGAAGAAGACUUGGAUGCUCUUCUUGCUUCGACGAAGGAUAUCAAGAAGACGAAGACUACGGCGGAGACAGAGAAACCGGCAAAUGAUGCUGCUGGUCCAGAUAAGAAAGGUGAUGGAGAAGCGCACGCGGAUGCGCAGGUCCUGGUCCAGGCUAAGACACCGGGUGGAUCGGAGAUCGUGGAGCAGAAGACCGAAGAGGAGGAGGUGAAGGGAGAAGAGACUGCGCCGGUGUUCAAGAAGCGCAAACCCAAGGUCAUGAGGAGAUAG